This is a messenger RNA of Magallana angulata, 2651 nucleotides long. RefSeq names its product multiple epidermal growth factor-like domains protein 11. NCBI's taxonomy places the organism in Eukaryota, Metazoa, Mollusca, Bivalvia, Ostreida, Ostreidae. The record is from RefSeq and is a predicted model, not a curated record. The coding region runs from base 12 to 1568 and encodes 518 amino acids. Gene Ontology annotation, molecular function: scavenger receptor activity. The transcript is spliced from 10 exons.
GAACAGCCAUAAUGGAGGCAGUUGUGUUUUGCUCUUUUCUGUCUGUAUGGAUCAGUCUUGGAAGAGCAUAUGAAAAUCUUGCAUUCAACAAAUCAGCGUGGCAGCAGUAUCCUUACUCAGGUAGACAUUGGGGAGCAGAUCUUGCUGUUGACGGACGGUAUACAGACCUGUCUGCUUCUGGAGGACAGUGUGUGAUAUCAGCCAACCAAAAAUUAACAGCAGAAUGGCGUGUAGACCUGGGAGAGGUACUCAGUUUACAUCAUAUCUUUCUACAGUUCAGGACGGAUAAUGUUAACUGGGAUGAAAAAAAUGGCUACACUGCUAGAUAUCUUGGAUACUCUGUCUACAUAUCAAACUCAACCAAUAAAGAUGCCGGAGUCCUGUGUUUCAAGGACACCGACUACACCAGAGCCACAACACCCAAUCCUACAAACAUAACGUGUACCAGACAUGGUAGAUACGUCAUCUACUACAACAACAGGACCCACCCUCCGUUUCCUGCUGGGUAUGAUCAGUACGCAUACAACGAACUGUGUGAAGUGGAAGUGUAUGGAUGCCCGACACCAGGAUAUUACGGAGAGGACUGUUCUUUAUCGUGUCCACAGAACUGUCAGGAAGGUCACUGUCACAUUGGGGAUGGAACCUGUCUGGGCUGUGUACCAGGAUACAAAGGUCCAACUUGUAAUGAAAAAUGUCUUGAUCAAACGUACGGUCUGGAGUGUCAAAAGAAUUGUGGAAAUUGUAAAAACAAAGAACCUUGUCAUCAUGUGAACGGAAAUUGCCUGAACGGAUGUGCCAGCGGAUUUUAUGGCGAUACGUGCAAUUUAGAUUGUCCUGACGGUUGGUAUAUGUCUAACUGCCAGGAACAGUGUAACAUCAACUGUGGAGUUCCAUACCGAUGUGACAGGGUGACAGGACAGUGUGAGGGAGGAUGUCAGGUGGGGUGGAAAGGCGUCACGUGCGAUACACAUUGCAAUGGCGGACAGUUCGGACAGAAUUGCAGCUCUGUUUGUGGCCACUGUCUUGACAAAGAACAAUGCCACUACAUCCAUGGAACCUGUUCCAAUGGAUGUGAUGACGGCUACCAAGGACGAGACUGUACCCAAGUUUGCAAAAACAAUACAUUUGGAUCCAAAUGUUCAUUUACCUGUGGGAACUGCCUUUACCAGUAUGGAGAACAAUGUCAUCACGAGACUGGUCAAUGUUCACAUGGAUGUGACGUUGGUUUCCAUGGUGAUCGGUGCGAUCAAGGUAUCGAUACUUCCAGUGAUCCUGCGUUGACAUGUCAAUCAUCCACUGCACUUUAUGGUUCUGUGACCAUUAUAGUGCUUAGUGUACUAUUAAAUGUGUUUUUCAUCAUCAGACAACUAAGAAAAAGCUUGUGUACAUGUUCAUGUUUACAACAAAAGAUCCCAGAUAACGUCGAUAAACACUUUGAUGGAAAGAACAUUGAGUUAGAAAAGACAACGCAUUUUUCAAAGUCAAAGUAUGACCAAGCAGAAGACAAUGCUGCCUAUCAAGAGCUUGGAGAAAUAACGAAAGAAUCCCCGUAUAACAAUCUUUCUUGAUGGUAUAAUUAGGAUCCAGAGUGGUUAUGAAUAUAUUUUUGUGAACGCUUAUUAAUUUAAUUUAUAUUAAAAACCGCAGUUUAUCGGCCAGGAUGUACUUUCGAUACAAUAAUAACUAGAUGUUGUCAUUAGACAGUAAUACCCGCACCAAGUGUUUGCCCCCAAAUAACACUGUUUUGUACCAGUUUAAUUAAAAAUGAAGGCCACAUGCAAGCUCCGGUAAUACAUUUAAAAAUUAUAAUUUUCAUAACUGAAGGAUGAGAUCCCUUCCCAUAUGAUAAUACAUAUGAGCAGCUUUUUAUGUGCAAUUUGGGGUUGAACUGUUUGCAGUGAGUUUUCAGUUAAUCAAUAAUCUUAACAUUUCAUGUCAUAGAAAGUAUAAUGGUCUAUAUAAUUAUUACAAACAAAAUUAAAAAUUGAAUUAUGCCCCCUCCCCGUGGCGGUUGCCGGUUUUAGAUUUGCUUAUGUGUGCCUACAUGUACAUCAUCGUGUGCACAGAUUUAGAGAAGGGGUGGGAGUGAGGGGUCCAGACCCCCCUCCCCCCCCCUGAAAAUUCAUUUAUAUCAAUUGUAAAAUUACCAAAACAUACACCUUGGACCCCAAUACUCUUACAGACAUGUAAACACUCUAACCCACUGCGCUUCAAUGUUAGGCAACAUUAUUUGGGGGUAAAUAUUUAAUUAAUAUUUAAUAUACUUUAUUGUUUAUCUCAAUAGGAAGUAUACAUCACAAUACUGCACCACCUUAAAGCUGUUAUUUACCUAAUAAAAUAGUGCAAGUGGAUUUGAAGAAUAGGUCAUAAAAAUACAUGCAUGUUACAAAUAACUGAUCUUUGUCUGCAAAUAAUGCUGAAAAAUUCAAAUCUGUACUUCAUUCAUUUCUUGAGAAAAUGAAUAAUUAGUAACAACAAGUUUUGUCAGGCGGCGCAAUGUGCGACGUCGAAAAUUUCCAGUCUUUUGUUGUUGCUAAACUCUCCACAUCGUUGACGAUAACAUUAACGUUUUAUUUCCGAAAUGUCUUAGAAAAAAUAUUAUCUUUGAACAUGUACCCUGAGUGCACAUUAAACAUAUAUUUCUAGUUUGU